UCUGCUAUGCUGCAUGCAUGCAUGACUGAGCGUGCCAUAUUGGUCCACAGCAUGUUUGUGUCCAUGACCAUGUUGAGAUUUUAUACCUAAAUUACAUCUUCUUAACGAAUUCAGUUAAAGCUUAGUGUUAAACAUAAUAAUUCUUUGACUUAAUAGAUUUUUCAGUCGGAAUUAUCUCGUCAGAUCAUUAGUUUGUGAAGUUAAGGGCGAAGUUUUGACUCCGACAAGCAGGACAAAGUAGUCUUUCUAGUCUACGUGGUCUAGGGGCCAGAGUAAGCUUCAACCUGCCCUAGUCAAGAUAUUUAAAAAAUAAGGGCCUACCAAUGUUAUAGUUUUAGCUGCUCUGCUUCAUUGCUGUUGGACUGGUCAGUCAUCUGGUCAAAAUGGCAGACGACAGUCAUCAGUCAGCAUCUACUUGGGAAGAUAGACAUGGCGGUAUAGUGGUUAAUGGGUCAUCAAGUGGUGAUUUGAUGUCGCCAUGUGAGGUUCUUGGCACAGAUGAAACCAGCGAAAAGUUGCCAUCAUUGGAAGUCAACGAUAACAAUGAUGAGAGUUUGGACUACAGUGAUGGUGAUGACGGCAACACAGAAGGGAACUAUGUUCUCAACAGCGACAAGGAUAGUGCUGGAGACAGCGUGAGUGAAUCAGGAAGCUACUCUCCUAAUGCUGACCAGCUCUUCCGGGAUCAGUCAGGAUUAGAUGAAGGAACAUACCGACCUCUCUCAGUGGAGGUUGACGACAACGUAGACGGUGCUCAAAUAGGCGGUCAGCAAGACAAUGCUCAGAAUGACCAGGCUAACCCCAACCAAGUCAUUGAGGACUUGAUCGACCACGCCGAGCACGACAUGUGCGACGACAGCGAGAGCGACCUAGGCAGCUACCACAUUAACUCGGACGAGGCUGACGGCAUUUUGGAGGAGAGCGAGAGCAGUGGAGGCGAGUACGAUGUGAGCAGCAGCGGCGAAGCCUCAGACGAGGACGGUGACGAGGAAUUUAGUGGCGUGGAAUUGCUGAGGGUCAAGUACAACCUCAGACAAGAGAACCCGCAGCUACCGGACACUGUCACGACACUGGAGACAGAAGACGGAGCGAAGGUGUAUGUCGUCGGUACAGCUCACUUCAGUGAACAAAGCCAACAAGACGUGGCUGAGUUAAUAUGGGCAGUGCAACCAGACAUAGUCAUGGUUGAACUCUGUAAAGGUCGACUCAGCAUUCUUCAGCUUGAUGAGGAGACGCUACUGGAGGAAGCUAAAGAACUCAACAUGGAGAAACUAAGAGUUUCUAUAAAACAGCACGGACUGAUUGGUGGAGUGAUGCAGGUCUUAUUACUCCAUAUGUCAGCUCACCUGACCAAGGAACUAGGCAUGGCACCUGGUGGAGAGUUCAGGAAGGCAUUCCAGGAGGCACAGAAAGUUCCAGGCUGCAAGGUUCAUCUGGGUGACAGACCGAUUCAGAUCACCCUGAACAGAGCUAUGGGAGCAUUGACGAUAUUCCAGAAACUACGCCUUGCUUGGUGUCUGCUGACAAGUAAAGAUCCAAUCACUCCUGAGGACGUUGAACGCUUCAAGCAGAAAGACCUGUUGAUGGAACUCUUGGAGGAGAUGAUGGGAGAGUUCCCCACGCUCAGCCAGGUCUUUGUGGCAGAGAGAGACAUGUACCUGGCCAACUCGCUUAGACUGUGUGCCGAGUCCCUCAGAUAUCCCCAAGAUAUGCAAGAUGAAGUUGUAGGUCAUCCAGUUGUUGUGGGUGUGGUUGGAAUUGGUCACGUGCCAGGUAUCAUCAACCACUGGCAGAAACCGGCAAGUCUUGAAGACAUCAAAGAACUUGUGAGUGUUCCCCCUCCGUCUCUGGCUGGGCGUGUCCUGCGCUGGGGUUUGAGGGUGUCUGUCCUCGGCAUCGUUGCUUGGGGCUGCUACAAAUGCAUACGGUGGAGCGGUAUUGCCGAGGACUACUGGUAAGAUGUAUGACUGCAUUCCAAUUGUCUAAGGCUAAUUGUUGUGGCUGAGAAGUUAUGAAGGAGUCUUGCUUGCGGAGUCACAACUCAGGAGUUUUUUUUUUCCAGGAAUGGUCCAAGAAUUCGGCAUAUUUUAUGUGAUGGGCUACUAUCAUAGAAUGCAUGCACAGGUGAAUGGAUCGUUAGCAUUCCUAUAGAAAGUUAGUGGCCAAUUAAACAUCGUCAAGGGUACAGUUCUUGAGAAUAUUGAAAUCUUGCGGUGGUAGCGAUUGUAUUUAAUAUGACCCCAUUUCAAAGGUUUUUAACACGUCUUGGUUAUUAUUGAAUGUGAGAAUUUGCCAACUCAAAAAUUAUUGUUCUUUUCUAAAGGCCUGGUAAACUUUCCGGGUUUGAGAACCAGUUUAGGUUUUGGUGAAAUGACCAGCGGAAACAUUCUAAUGUUUCCAAGCAAACAGUCCGUACUGGUUGAUGGCAUUUGGUAGACAAUUGCGGGAUGUCUUGAAGUCACCAAAUCAAUGCUGUUCUCACCAGAGAACCAGAUUAGCUGUUCACCCGAAUUUAGCCAAUGAGGAGGGUGCGAUGCUUAUGAAUAUGUAUGAAAUGACCAAGUGAUUAAUGUAUGAGUUUUGUUUAAUCAAAAAAUUCUAACAACAAAUGCUUCUUUCCACUUGGAAUUUUUGUUUUCUUUAUAAGAGGCUGUUACCUUGGAUUUGCAUGGCUCAAUAUCAUUAAACUUUUCCUGUUUUUAAAAAUUCAUUUUAGCAUGAAUCAAUAACUGAAUGUAAAGUCUUGUCAAUUACAUGUAUAUCAGAUUUUUUUUUCUUUUUGGGAAAUGAUCCUGAAAAAUAAUGUAGAAGCUAUCAACAAUCUGUUUAGCAAUUGUAUGCUACUGGUAAUGAAAAUAUUUGAAACUGUUGAAAUAUUCCAUUUUCAUCUUUACGGUCCUGAUGUGUUCAAGACCGGGGAAUUUAACAGUUGUAAUUAAAAAAGUUGUAAUUUGCAAGGUCUGUAGUAAACUAUGGCCAAUUCAUAAUUUGUAAGAUGCAAUCAAAGGUACACGCAUUUUGAAUAAUUUCAAUCUCAUUUAAAACAUUGUUCACAUACAUUUUCAUGUACACCUCCAAAAGCCCUUUACUUGCAAAUAUCGACUUUAUGACUUCAUUUUUCUUUUUGGCUGAAAGCCUUCCUCGGAACACAAAGAGUUCCGUUCCCAUUGUCAUAAUUUUCACCUUGAGCAUAUCUAAAUGUUUUGAUAUCUUUUCUCAUUGUAAAACUGAUUUCUUGGUUGCAAUAUUUCACAUAUUUGGAAUAUUUGUGACAAAGUGACAAAAUAAAUAUUGUAAAUGAUACAAAAUUGUAUAAGAUUAGUUUAGUAUUUUUAAACAACAAAACUUGGAUGGCACAAAUAAACUGGUUUCUUUUACACACUGACGGUGCCCAAGACUUCUUUCAGAAAGUGUAACAUAUUCAGAACAGUGACAGAACUUUUGUAAUGUCUAAAUGCACAUUCCCUGUUUUAGAAAUUCGUCUGGACCACCUACACAUUUAUAUUUUGAUAUAUACCCACACAAUCUUCUCUCUGGUGGGUGGUAUAUGAAUUUAGCAAGCUAACUUACUCUACAUGUAACAUACUUUAUCAUCAAUAUCUUUCUGCAUUUUCAAAUUUAAAACAGAUUAGGAAAAGAUUGAUAGAAUAAUGAAUCAUUCUUACGCCAGAACUUGCUUUAGGGAAGAAAGCUCUGAUUCAAACACAGCACACCAACAUUGACAAAAUUGUGAAACCUACUGUGAAUUGACAAAAAAGAUUCAAGUUUGUUUUAAAACAUUGUGCAAAAUGGUAUAAUAGCUAAGAAAACCUGUUUUCAAAAAGGGUAAAACUAUUUGAGAGUUAUAAUUAAUUUCCUGUGACAUUUAUGUUAUAUGAUUCUACCCUACCCCAAUUAUUUUCCAAUGGCUGUAAAUAAAAUAUUUACAAGAUGACUUUGACUUUCAUGA
Acanthaster planci (crown-of-thorns starfish) is the source of this 3949-nucleotide messenger RNA. It is a transcript of the gene trabd, whose product is annotated as TraB domain containing. The record is from RefSeq and is a predicted model, not a curated record. Lineage: Eukaryota; Metazoa; Echinodermata; Asteroidea; Valvatida; Acanthasteridae.